AUGGAAGCAAUUACUAACAUUAAGGUUCUUGGUACAAGUACAAGUCCAUUCUCAAAUAGAGUUGAAAUAGCCCUUAACAUAAAGUCUCUAGACUAUGAAUUCAUUGUAGAGGAUAAUUUUAAUAAUAAAAGUGAACUUCUUCUUCAAUCCAACCCAAUCCAUAAGAAAAUCCCAAUUCUAAUACAUGGUGAUAAGGCCAUGUGUGAGUCCCUAGUCAUUCUCCAAUACAUUGAUGAGACAUGGCCAGAUGGCCUAUCUAUUCUUCCUUCUGAUCCCUAUGAUUGUGCCAUCGCCAGAUUUUGGGCCACCUAUGUUGAUAACAAGUGGUUCCCUUUGAUGUUGGAAAUAAGAGAGGCUAUGGGAAAGGAUGCAAAGAAAGUAGUGUUACAAAAUAUCAUAGAAGGGUUGGACCAACUAGAGGAGGCAUUUGUCAAGUGUAGCAAAGGGAAAGAUUUCUUUGGUGGAGACAAUAUUGGUUAUGUUGACAUUGUUUUGGGCUGCUUUUUAGGGUGGAUAAGGGGCAUGGAGAUGAUGUUGGGACUGAAUUUAGUAUAUGAAGCCCAAACACCAAGUUUGGCUAAAUGGGCGGAGAGGUUCUUGUCGGAAAAAGUUGUUAAAGAUGUCAUUUUAGAGCAUGGUGUUCUUGAUUUCCUUCUAUGAA
Molecule: messenger RNA, 661 nt
Organism: Solanum tuberosum (potato)
Lineage: Eukaryota; Viridiplantae; Streptophyta; Magnoliopsida; Solanales; Solanaceae
Product: glutathione S-transferase U17-like
Exons: 2
Coding region: 1-660 (219 amino acids)
Biological process (GO): glutathione metabolic process
Cellular component (GO): cytoplasm
Molecular function (GO): glutathione transferase activity
Source: RefSeq, a predicted model, not a curated record